Sceloporus undulatus (fence lizard) is the source of this 2063-nucleotide messenger RNA. It is a transcript of the gene XTBD1, whose product is annotated as CDKN2A interacting protein N-terminal like. Lineage: Eukaryota; Metazoa; Chordata; Lepidosauria; Squamata; Phrynosomatidae. The coding region runs from base 67 to 393 and encodes 108 amino acids. The record is from RefSeq and is a predicted model, not a curated record. The transcript has 3 exons.
GGACGUCACUUCCGCUUCCCCGCCACUGUCGCGGUUUCAUGGGGACAGACCCUCAGCGGAAGAGGGAUGGUGAGCGGCGAGGGCGAGGGCGAGGCCCCGCUCGGCUUCCCCGACCAGUUCCGCUGCUACUCGGAGAACGAGAAGCACUGGCAGGCGCGGCGGGCCUUCCUCGUCCGCAACCUCCCUGCCUCCGAGGCCGGGGAGGCGCUCCCUCCGCUGCGGGUGGACCAGCUGCUCUCGCUCUCUAUGGUCUGGGCCAACCACCUCUUCCUCGGAUGCAGCUACAGUAAAAAUCUCUUGGACAAGGUAACAGAAAUGGCUGAGGGGAUCGAAGUUGAUGAUGCACCACAUUUCACUACUCGUGAUGAAUUAAUGAAAAAGAACCAGCACUAGUGACUAAGAGAAGAGAUGCCCGACUUUCAUCAUGCCAUACAGUUCACUUACAUGGAAGAUUGUAACCUGGGAACUGCAAGACACAUCACUUCUUACAUUGGAUACUCAUUUUAGAUAGCUUUAAAGAAUGUAUAUACCUUGAAUUAAGAUUACAGAAAAUUCUAAACGUCACUCAUUCAUUGAUCAUCUGGCAUAAACUUCAAAAACUCUUCUAGAAACAGAGAUGGGGGCUGAUGUGCUGGUUCUGGUUCUUCCUGAAGUUUAACAAUCUGACAGGUAUCAUGGGUAGUAGAAUGUAGGUGCCAGGCAACUAGAGCUAAGGUGAAGGGUCUAGCUGGUCAGAGCAGAGAGACAUACUGUGCACCUUGCUGUUAACAUCUGAAGCAGGAGUACACAGCAUGCCUAUUUGCUCUGAGGUGGUAAGUGGAGAAGACAGUAGAACAAGGGAUCUGCAUAUGUACAGAAACCUGCACCAUUCCAAGACUUUUGACAAGGCCCCAUAUAUUUGCCUCGGUAUUGGAGACCAUCAGUCACAUAGUGGAGGUGUUGCUACAUGGAGAACUAUCUGUCACCAGAGACUUCAUGAAAACAGAUGAUAGCAGUAAUAUGAAGAAGGUGGUGGAAUAUGGUGGCUUUAAGGCAUCUGCUUUCUUACAUCUUUCAGCUGAUAUUGAAAGAUGCUUUGGAAAUGCACGUAAGAACAUAAGGUGAUUUUGAAAUCUCACUCAGCCAGCAGGCCAUUGGACCUAUGUGAAGCAGGGCAGGAUGUAUGGGCAAGUAUUGUUGUAAAUAUUAGAACAAGUAGUCACAUGGAGCACUGGUUUUCAUUUAUCUCAAUAUUUUUGCUCUUCUUGUUUAUCUAGAUGUUUCUGCGUUCAAAUCCCAGAAUUUCUGACCCCUUGUCAUGCUGGCUAGGUUGUCUGGCAGCUGAAGUCCAAAAUACUCAGAGACCCAAAGUUUGAAAACCACUGACACACAGGACGGGUAACCCAGAAUCAAAGCACAGACCCUUUGAUUUGUUGGGUGUACAAUCUGUCUACAGGUAGUCCUUCUGGCUCAAGAGUUACUACGCUGUCUACCAAGCAGUACAUUAUGUUUGGUGUUAGUGACAGUGGAAAUCCUUAGACUGUUGAACAGCUAGAAUACCAGAAAAUGAAUCUUACUUCAGAAUACUCUGCACUGCCUUUGAGAUAAAAUGAACUUCCUUCUCUCAGUCUCAAGGGGUUAUUGUGCCCACAAUAAUGCCAACCAAAGCCUUCUUUUUCUUUCAAAAGUCUGCCUUGCUAGAUUCUGUCUCUGAGAUGGUCAAACAAUGCCAGCUUCAGCAGCCUGGCUGCUUUCUUUCAUCUUGACUUGCUAUAGCAAUUUCAGUGGUCUGUUAAAAUCUGCUGCUGGAGACUUCUGCCCAUGAUUGCCCACCUGACACUAUUUUGCUAUGCUUAUAGUUUAUGAUCCUGUUUUCAUUUCGUAUAGACAGUAGUUACAUUGUGUGACUGUGCCACUUUAAAAAUAAAAUUGAGAUGUUGUCUUAGCUAAAAUUUGAGAGGUGUAAUUACUGAAAUGCAGGGUACCUGAAGCUUUAUUAUCAGGCAACAGAAGAGUGAAUCAUGAAAACAAAUGUAAUAAUGAUGAUUUUUUUAAAAGUCUAACAAAUAAAUUUUUUAAAAUAA